UUUGCCAACGUAAGAGCUGUCAUCAUAGAUGAAGUCAGCAUGAUUGGUGCUGACGUGCUUAAUACCAUCCACAGCCGCCUCCAGGAAAUCACAGGGAAUUAUAACGAUUCGUUCGGAGGAAUGUCGAUUGUCUUCUGUGGUGACCUGAGGCAACUCCCUCCAGUAAACGCGCGGGCAAUUUACAAACCGUGUGCAAAUUCAAUGCACGGAGCUAUACUCUGGCAGUCACUAGACUUCUUCCCGCUGGUGAGAGUCAUGCGCCAGACUAAUGAGCAGUUCUCCACAAUCCUUACCAAGAUCGGAAACGGGGAACGGCUGGUCUCGGACGAGAUUAAGCUAAUUGAAAGUAGAUUCCGAACAGCUGAGUGGUGCAAGCAGAAUGUAACAGGUGCUAUUCGCCUGUUUCAUCGUAAUGCUGACGUUGAACGCUACAAUUCCGAAGCACUAAGCGAUCGAGAUGCAGUGGACUGUGUGGCUGACGAGGUAUACUCUGGAUACAGGAACGCUUCGCAGUUGGCCAGCGCACGCACUAAAAUGAAUAAGAUGAGUGUUGUGGAGACUGGGGGUUUGGGAUACAUAUUGCGACUUGCCGUUGGAACGCCAUACAUGAUCACUGUAAAUGUUGAUGUUGAGGAUGGUAUCGUAAAUGGCGCUAUCGGUGAACUACAAUAUGUGGAGCACACUGAAGACGAUCUUCAGCAGCCAAUCACCAAGCUUUGGAUCAAAUUUGAAAAUGAUUCUAUAGGGAAGACAUUGAGAGUCAAAUCGAGGCCUCAUGUGUGUUCUAAGCCUGGCGUACUUCAAUCUAACUGGACUCCAAUCAGCAAGCGAUCGGCAAACAUUUCGUUAGGCGCCAGCAUUAAAUGCAAGCGAAUUCAAUUCCCCGUGGUGAGCGCAAAUGCUCUUACUGUACAUAAAUCUCAAGGUGGCACGUUUUCGGAAAUUGUGUACGAAUACGACAAGGGGCAAGAACAGUAGCUAGUGUAUGUUGGGUUGUCCAGAGUAACAGCCAUCGAAGGGCUUUAUUUGACCAAUGCCAAAGACAUGUUUAAAUUCUUCCACGCAAAAGGAACCGCUUCACCAAGAGCUCAGGAAUUACGAACAGAACUGCAACGAUUGUCCAACCACCAGUUGCGUACCAUCGGGAAAGAGAUUAUCGACGCGAUCCAGACUCAUAACGUAGCUUGCAAAGUGAUGAGUGUUAAUGUGCAGAGUCUCAAUGCACACUUAUUAAAUGUGACCUCUGACCAGGUACUGAUCCGUGCAGAUUUGCUAGCUCUCAGUGAAACAUGGCUUGAAGAUGACGCAUUCGUUGAAAUUGCUGGAUUCAACUUGAUUACUCAAUCCAAACAUGCUGCUGUCAGAGCCGGUGGCGUGGCGAUUUACCAGCGCAUGGAACUGUUGACUGCUACUGCACACACCAUCGAAAAACUUAGUGAACACCACGACGAGCAACUAUUGAUUGCAGACCACUAUGGUGAUAUAUGUGUAGCUGAGAUCACAAUUAGUAACACCAGAGUAUUACUUUUCUGUGUCACCAGAUACCACGACCAAACAGAAGAAAUUUUUCCUGAUACGCAACCUUAUGAUGUACUCUCGAACAGAUAUGCCCAUAGCUGUCACUGGGG
Molecule: messenger RNA, 1628 nt
Organism: Wyeomyia smithii (pitcher-plant mosquito)
Lineage: Eukaryota; Metazoa; Arthropoda; Insecta; Diptera; Culicidae
Product: ATP-dependent DNA helicase PIF1-like
Exons: 2
Coding region: 40-978 (312 amino acids)
Biological process (GO): telomere maintenance; DNA repair
Molecular function (GO): DNA helicase activity
Source: RefSeq, a predicted model, not a curated record